Messenger RNA from Cotesia congregata, 942 nucleotides. The record is from the annotation of a GenBank genome assembly. Lineage: Eukaryota; Metazoa; Arthropoda; Insecta; Hymenoptera; Braconidae.
AUGGCAAAAUUACAAGUUAAUAAACCAGAGCAACAACAAUUUAAACUUGUACCAAAAAUAAUAAAUGGAGGUAUUGCUGGAGUUAUUGGAGUAUCGGUGGUAUUUCCAUUAGAUUUAGUUAAAACGAGGCUGCAAAAUCAAGUGAUUGGUCCUAAUGGACAAAAAAUGUAUUCUUCAAUGCUGGAUUGUUUUAAAAAAACUUAUCACGCCGAAGGAUACUUUGGAAUGUAUAAAGGAUCAGGCGUUAAUAUUCUUCUUAUAACUCCUGAAAAAGCCAUCAAGUUAACAGCUAAUGAUACAUUCAGACACCUUUUAUCAACUGGACCUGGAGAACCAUUGCCAUUGGUACGUGAAAUGAUUGCUGGGGGAUCUGCUGGUGCUUGUCAAAUAGUAAUAACAACUCCGAUGGAAUUAUUAAAAAUUCAAAUGCAAGAUGCUGGUCGAGUUGCCGCUGCUGCUAAGAGUGAGGGGAAAACAGUCCUUAAACAAUCAGGGCUGUCAUUAGCAAAAAGUAUUUUCAAGAAAAAAGGUAUUUUAGGAUUUUAUCAAGGAACAGGUGCUACUGCAUUGAGAGAUGUCACAUUUUCAGUUAUUUACUUUCCACUUUUUGCUCGUUUAAAUAAUCUUGGACCUAAACGAGAAGACGGCUCAUCUGUAUUCUGGUGCUCAUUUUUGUCUGGGUGUGCUGCUGGUUCAGCCGCUGCAUUAACAGUUAAUCCAUUUGAUGUUAUUAAAACUCGAUUGCAAGCUAUCAAUAAAGCUCCCGGUGAGCCAACUUACAAUGGAGUUUUAGAUUGCAUAGGAAAAACUUUGAAAAAUGAAGGCCCAACUGCAUUUUUCAAAGGUGGUGCUUGUAGGAUGAUUGUGAUUGCUCCAUUGUUUGGAAUUGCACAAACAGUUUACUAUCUCGGUGUUGCUGAACGUCUUCUGGGUUUUAAUUAG